UGGUAAAUGAUAACCAUAUUAUUAUUCAAUUUAAUAAAAUGCUUAUCAUUUACAGGCACUGCGGACGCUCCUAUUAUGAUUGAUGAAAAUAUUGGGACGGAGAUGUGCGGCGAUAAAGGAGGAGAGGAAAAGGAGUUGAAAAUUUCGCAAGAAGGUUCGGCAUUGGACGGUAAAUAUUAAAUAUUUUCUAAUAAAA
Molecule: messenger RNA, 196 nt
Organism: Meloidogyne enterolobii
Lineage: Eukaryota; Metazoa; Nematoda; Chromadorea; Rhabditida; Meloidogynidae
Source: the annotation of a GenBank genome assembly